CCAUCCAUCCAUCCACUACCGGUAUUGGUCUCCCAUCUCAGUUCAGGUACCGAUCAAUAGGUACUGUACUGCACGUAGCUGGUCGGAAUCUCUGAUUCGCCCUCCCUCCCUCCUCUUUCCCUUGGUCUGCCACCUCAGUCUUGUUUCUUACCUACCUUCCAUGACAUUAGUUGCCCCUGAUUCCUACCUACCUACCUUGCCUUAAUACUUUCUUCUCCUUGGCCUCCUUUCUGACGUACAGUAGUAGGCAGGUUCUCUACCUAGAGUCACACAAACUUAUCAGGUUCCUGUCACUUUUCUUCUGGAUAUCUUCUUCCGUUCUUCCAGCUCUUCUUCAGCAUCGAUCAUUUCCCUUGUCAAAAGCAGUUCAUUACUCCUUUCAUUCAUCGUCGCCGCUUGUUUCGCGCUCGCUUUAAUUCCUCCUAUUCUCCCCACACACACACGAACAAGUGCAAGCCCACAACGCACGCACGACCCUGCAGCGUCGAACGCCAACGAUCCACCGACCGUCCCACGCGCCGUCUCUCCCUCCUGAAGUCCGCGUCUCAGCCGUGCAUAAAUCUGUCCGGAAAUACACCAAGAUCCAUGUCUGGUACCUUGCAGCCCACUAUCUAAACUACUCUGCUCCAAGUACCCUUUUAGCUCAGGUACUUCGCUUUUGGUUGCCUUGCCUGUACAAUUCCAUCACCCACGGCCCCCCUUCCCCUUCUUGCCUGUGCCUUGUCCACCACCAACACCACCACCGCUACCUCCACUUUCGCUAUCACCAUCAACCUGCCGCCGUUCUGUUGUUCGUUUUGCACUUCUUUCUUCCUUGAACGCCUCCUGCGCUCCUCGCGAGAUCGAGGAUUUUCAGAAUUUCGCAUCGCGACAUACUGUCGCUCCCAUUGAGCUACCGUUGCCGCCUCUCCUCUGUCCACCGUCGCUUGUUUCUUGUCCUUUGUUUUCUGAGCGAACGUAUUGCCGUUGCGCGCCUCCAACCGCCGUGCUCGCCUCAUAACCGUCGUCGAUACUUCCGUUGAUACAAUAUUCGUUAUUUUUCGACUACCCGCUUUUGUACCUCGAAACCGUUGAACGCCGUCUACGCCUCACUGCUUGUCAUUCACCUCGAACUGGUCGUUGCCUUCUCUACCACACUUGACCUCGACUCAUCGUAAUUGGGAUAACCUGACUCGCUGCCCUUUAGCUGUUCUGGUCAUUUGCGGAAGCUUUUGGCUCGGCACCUGCGCAAUUGCUGCUUGUUGUCUGGGACUAGAGGCAUACAGGCCUGAACCCUCGUUAUCUUAAAUUGCAGUAAAUACACUAUGUCCAUCAUGUUACAAACACCAUCUCGAGCUUCUACCGCCUCCUCCUCCUCUUUCCAGCCUAUAUCACGCCAAAACACCAUGUCUUCCUACGACGGCUCGCGCUCUGCGCGCCAGUCGAAGCGUUACUCGAUGUCAGCUCUGUACAUGUCAAUUUCUGCCAAUGAGGGAGACCUACAGAUUGAAGAUGAGCUUGCCAAAGCACAAAAGGCGCUGCGUGAUCUCAAGUCUAAGAUCUCAUCACAGUCAAAGAAGAACUUCGUUUUGGAAAAAGAUGUGCGCUAUCUAGAUUCCCGAAUCGCUUUGCUUAUCCAAAACCGUAUGGCCCUGGAAGAGCAAAACGAAGUUGCCAGCCAUCUCGAAGAUGCUCUUGAAAUGCAGCAGGGUGUCUUUCCUAACGACGACAAAACUCAGAAAUACGGAAACCUUUUGUUUCUACUCCAAUCUGAGCCUAGGCACAUUGCACAUCUCUGCAGGCUGGUCUCGAUGUCCGAGAUUGAUUCGCUCCUUCAGACUGUCAUGUUCACUAUCUAUGGAAACCAAUACGAGAGUCGAGAAGAGCAUCUCUUGCUCACUAUGUUCCAGUCCGUCUUGACAUAUCAGUUCGACAACACUCCAGACUACUCCUCCUUGCUCCGCGCUAAUACGCCCGUCUCUCGAAUGAUGACUACAUACACCCGAAGAGGUCCUGGUCAAAGUUUCCUCAAAUCCGUGCUUGCUGAUAGAAUCAACGGCUUAAUCGAGCUGAAAGAUCUUGACCUGGAAAUCAACCCGCUCAAGGUCUACGAGCGAAUGAUUGAACAGAUCGAAGAGGAUACUGGCCAACUGCCUCCCCAUCUUCCCAAAGGAAUCACUGGCGAACAAGCCGCCGAGAACCCUCAGGUUCAGGCCAUCAUUGAGCCCCGCUUAACCAUGUUGACCGAGAUUGCUAAUGGCUUCUUGACCACCAUUAUUGAGGGCCUCGAGGAAGCGCCUUAUGGUAUCCGUUGGAUCUGCAAACAAAUCAGGAGCUUAACCAAGCGCAAAUACCCAGAUGCUAAUGACCAGGUUAUUUGUACCUUGAUCGGUGGAUUCUUCUUUUUGCGUUUCAUUAACCCUGCGAUCGUUACCCCGAAAUCCUACAUGCUUAUCGACGGAACCCCGGCCGAACGACCCAGACGAACUCUAACAUAUAUCGCCAAGAUGCUUCAGAACCUCGCGAACAAGCCAUCCUACGCCAAGGAGCCGUACAUGGCUAAGCUUCAACCGUUCAUUCAUCAGAACAAGGACAGAAUCAAUAAGUUCAUGCUCGAUCUCUGUGAGGUCCAGGAUUUCUAUGAGAGCCUCGAGAUGGAUAAUUAUGUUGCCCUAUCAAAGAAGGACCUUGAACUUGAGAUUACCCUCAAUGAAGUCUACGCCAUGCACUCGUUGCUUGACAAGCAUCAUGACGAGCUGUGCAAGGAUGACAAUUCGCACCUUGCUAUCAUUAUGUCGGAAUUGGGAUCAUCACCCCCUCAGUUGCCGCGAAAAGAGAACAGAGUUAUCAACUUGCCUUUAUUCAGUAGAUGGGAGUCAGCUAUCGGCGAUCUGACAGCAGCAUUGGAUAUCACGCAGGAGGAAGUUUAUUUCAUGGAAGCCAAGUCGAUUUUCGUACAAGUCAUGCGAUCGAUCCCAGCAACUAGCGGGGUAGCCAGAAGACCACUGCGACUAGAACGCAUUGCUGAUGCCGCAGCUACAAAUCGCAGUGAUGCAGUAAUGGUUCGCAAAGGUAUCCGGGCCAUGGAACUGUUAUCCCAGCUUCAGGAAUUGCGCGUUAUCGACAAGGCCGAUCAAUUCAGCCUACUUCGGGACGAAGUUGAGCAGGAGCUUCAACAUCUCGGAUCACUCAAAGAGGGUGUUAUCACUGAGACCCAGAAGCUGCAAGAGGUUUACAAGACGAUCCGUGAUCAUAACGUCUAUCUCAACGGACAACUCGAGACUUACAAAAGCUACCUGCACAACGUUCGAUCACAGAGCGAGGGUACUAAGAGAAAGCAGCAGAAACAGCAAGUCCUUGGUCCGUACAAGUUCACACACCAGCAGCUUGAGAAGGAGGGUGUCAUCCAGAAGAGCAAUGUUCCCGACAACAGACGGGCCAACAUCUACUUCAACUUUACCAGUCCACUACCUGGAACAUUCGUCAUUUCAUUGCACUAUAAGGGUAAGCUACUCUCGUUCUCCUGUCACUCUAGCAUGCUAACUUGAAGACAGGUCGCAAUAGGGGUCUACUUGAAUUGGAUCUCAAGCUUGAUGAUCUGCUUGAGAUGCAAAAGGACAAUCAGGAUGACCUUGACCUGGAAUAUGUUCAGUUCAACGUGCCAAAGGUGCUGGCAUUGUUGAACAAGCGCUUCGCGAGGAAGAAGGGCUGGUAAAUGAUCUAUAAUGACAAUACGACUCUCAGCCACACACAUCUCGACACAUAUUGAUCCAUGUACUACGACCGCAUCAGACGGAGGGGCUUGGCGUUAUGGAUACUGAUACCACGGAAUAUUCUGUUCUCUUCACCUUGGGCCAGGAAGCUACUAGGAGGGCUUGUCACCAUGGUUUCUUUUGUUAAUUUUCAUUUGUCUGUUUCCUUUUGGCAUGAGCAUUCCUUCAUGUCUUGCGUUGUGGUGGUGAGACGGAUAUGGAUGUAUGGAUGGAUGGAUGGAUGGAUGGGUGAGGUGGAAAUCAGCGAGCAGGAAGGACUAUUCUUUUAUAUAUACCGUUUGCUUGUUUCUUGAACGGCGGUAUUCUGCUUCGGCUGGUCCGCGGUGGGAGCCUGUUAUGCGGAACCUUGAUUAUAUGUGCAUGCCAGUAGUCUGUUAAUGAGAUGGAUAUUAUUCUUCAAGGCAUGUCAAGAGUGGUGGCAGGAUGAUCAUAGCUAGGUAGGCUUUGGGCCUUGAACAGUGAUAAUGAACAACGGGAUUUGAGUUUUAUAAUGAAAACUUGAAUUAUUACAUCCAUAUAGGUGAAUUGUUACUUGGCAUGCCUUGAAGCACGAAA
Molecule: messenger RNA, 4307 nt
Organism: Fusarium odoratissimum NRRL 54006
Lineage: Eukaryota; Fungi; Ascomycota; Sordariomycetes; Hypocreales; Nectriaceae
Product: IQ domain-containing protein containing GTPase activating protein
Exons: 4
Coding region: 1305-3527 (740 amino acids)
Biological process (GO): regulation of GTPase activity; regulation of actin cytoskeleton organization
Cellular component (GO): cell cortex
Molecular function (GO): GTPase activator activity; protein binding
Source: RefSeq, a predicted model, not a curated record